AUGAUCAAGAAUAUGUACUCCUCGGCAUCGUUGUUGUCUCUUCUUCUUCUUGCGUUGCCGUUAACGACGUGCAUGCUUGUCAUUUCCCAUGCAGAAAACACAAAAGACAGUUUUACGGUCGAGUUAAUCCACCGUGACUCGUCAAAGUCACCGUUCUACAACCCAAACCUAACCCCGAUCGAACGAUUUGCGGCUGCGGUGAACCGUUCAUUGACCCGUUCACUCCGUUUCAGCCGCAAAGAACGCUUGACGUCGUCCAUGUCUACGGACUUAGAGGAUGGAAUGGGGGAGUAUAUAAUGAAGAUGGGAAUCGGAACUCCUCCGGUGGAGGUUUUAGGGUUUGCUGAUACUGGAAGCUCGCUUAUAUGGACGGAAUGCAAGCCAUGCACAAAGUGCUUCGAGCAGUCAAACCCUCUUUUCGAUCCAAGAGCUUCGCUCACUUUCAGAAACGUCAAGUGUUCAUGGACCCAAUGCAGUGAUCUCCCCAUCACGUCUUGUGGAGAGGGCGGCACUUGCGUGUACAGUCAAGGGUUCGUCGACGGAUCCUACACGAAAGGAAACAUAGCGACCGAAUCCAUAACGAUCGGUGCGAGCAGGAUGCUUUCGUUGGUAUUCGGUUGCGGCUACGAGAACUACAUCCAUGCCCCAGGAGCCUCAGGGGUCAUCGGUCUCGACUUGGGGGAAGCCUCUCUCGUUUCUCAGCUGGGCGCUGCCAUCAAUGGCGUUUUCUCUUACUGUUUGGCACCGAUCUUUUCGAACAGGCGGAACUCUAUCAAUUUCGGCGUAGUUCCAAGUCCGGCUCUCUAUGGGAUCACAACUCCUUUCACCAAGAAACCCAAUUCCGGCCAUUAUCACUUGACGCUGGAAGCGAUCAGCGUGGGCGGAAAGAGGUUGGAGUUUCCGGGCUCGGCGUACGGUGGCGCCAAUGAGGGCAAUAUGAUCAUAGACACAGGAACCACAAUGACGUUUCUUCCCAUGGAUUUCUAUAACCGAGUGAGGGCCGAGGUUGAGAAGAUCCUCUGCGAAAUGUAA
Messenger RNA from Tarenaya hassleriana, 1032 nucleotides. RefSeq names its product aspartic proteinase CDR1-like. The record is from RefSeq and is a predicted model, not a curated record. The coding region runs from base 1 to 1032 and encodes 343 amino acids. Gene Ontology annotation, cellular component: extracellular region. The transcript has 2 exons. NCBI's taxonomy places the organism in Eukaryota, Viridiplantae, Streptophyta, Magnoliopsida, Brassicales, Cleomaceae.